Pundamilia nyererei is the source of this 825-nucleotide messenger RNA. Its product is annotated as cytochrome P450 2K1-like. The transcript has 5 exons. Gene Ontology annotation, biological process: xenobiotic metabolic process. The record is from RefSeq and is a predicted model, not a curated record. The coding region runs from base 1 to 825 and encodes 274 amino acids. Gene Ontology annotation, molecular function: iron ion binding; heme binding; oxidoreductase activity, acting on paired donors, with incorporation or reduction of molecular oxygen, reduced flavin or flavoprotein as one donor, and incorporation of one atom of oxygen. Gene Ontology annotation, cellular component: intracellular membrane-bounded organelle; cytoplasm. Lineage: Eukaryota; Metazoa; Chordata; Actinopteri; Cichliformes; Cichlidae.
AUGGUCCCGUGGAUUGGCAAAUGGUUCUCUUACCCAAAUGAAUUCAAAAAAGCAUUUGCAGCCAAUAGGGAACAACAGAGGAAAUUGGUGAGUCAUUUGAAAGAAACUCUCGAUCCAAAGAUGUGCAGAGGAUUUGUGGAUGCCUUUUGGAUUCACCAAGACAAUUUGGAGAAAUCUGGAAUUACCACCAGUCAUUUCCACAAUGAAAACCUCUUGAUAACAAUAAUGAAUUUAUUUGUUGCUGGCACUGAAACAUCAGCACGCACAGUCACAUGGGGACUUUUUCUUAUGGCCAAGUAUCCAAAGAUACAGGAGAAGGUCCGGGAGGAGCUAAGUAGUGUAGUGGGAAAUCGUCAGGUUCAGUUUAAAGACAGGACAGAGCUGCCUUUCACCAAUGCUGUCAUCCAUGAGACACAGAGGCUAACAGCUGUUGCUGCCCUGGGGCUUCCUCACAGAACUUCACAGGACAUUACCUUUAGAGGUCACUUCAUUAAGAAGGGGACAGCUGUGUAUCCUUUCCUGUUUUCUGUUCUGUCUGAUGAGAGUAAAUGGGAGAAACCGUACACUUUUUAUCCGGAACACUUCCUGGACAAAGAUGGAAAGUUUAUCCAGCGUGAUGCCUUCAUGGUUUUUUCUGCAGGUCGCAGGGUUUGUCCCGGAGCAAAUCUGGCCAGAACGGAAGUCUUCAUCUUCUUCACCACCCUUCUGCAGCACUUCCGAAUUACUUUUCCACCUGGAGUUUCAGAGGAUGAACUGCUUCUAUCACCAUCUGAUAGUCUCAUCCUUAACCCUUCAAAUGUUAAACUGUGUGCUGUCCCCUUGUGA